GCAACAAUUAAAAUCUGUCCUUAUUUUUCGGCCUUUUCCUGCGCUAAGAAGUUGACAAGUAUAGCAAUUACUAUCUUUAAUACGUAAAGCCCGAAAAGUGAACAAUCCUUGAGGUUGUCGCAGUUCAGAUGACGUAGAAUUAUGCGCCUUGUUUUUAUGUUGUACAAGUGUUUGGUGGAAGAAAAAAACUUUUUGUCUUAUAUAUUGCUUGAAGUUUGUUUUUGUAAGUGUUUUUAGACAGUUGUCACUGUUUCUUUAAUCGGUGAGCCAUGAUCGAACAAGGCAAGAGGAAAAGCGGUCAGGAGAUGGUACUGGUGCCAGGUAAACGUCCCCGUAAUGAACUGGUGGCAGCAGCUCAGGUGCCAGGGAGCCAACAGGCCAUGCUUCAGGCUGGUCCACCCCGAACUUCCAGCCUCCAGGCACCAAUAAUGCUUUUAUCUGGACAUGAGGGUGAGAUUUACUGUUGCAAGUUUCACCCCAGUGGCUCUGUUCUGGCAUCAGCGGGAUUUGACAGACUGAUAUUGUUAUGGAAUGUUUAUGGGGAUUGUGAGAACUAUGCUACAUUGAAAGGACAUAGUGGUGCUGUUAUGGAGUUACAUUACAACACAGAUGGCAGCAUGCUUUUUUCUGCAUCAACAGACAAAACAGUUGCAGUGUGGGAUAGUGAAACAGGAGAGAGAGUUAAAAGGUUGAAAGGGCACACGUCGUUUGUAAAUUCCUGCUAUCCAGCAAGAAGGGGACCCCAGCUUGUAUGUACAGGCAGUGAUGAUGGAACAGUAAAGCUCUGGGACAUAAGGAAAAAAGCAUCUAUACACACCUUUCAAAAUACAUAUCAGGUGCUGGCAGUGACGUUUAAUGAUACCAGUGAUCAGAUUAUUUCUGGCGGCAUAGAUAACGACAUAAAGGUAUGGGAUCUCCGUCAGAAUAAACUAAUCUACACUAUGCGAGGUCAUGCUGAUUCUGUUACAGGCUUGAGUCUGAGUUCAGAAGGCUCAUAUUUGCUUUCAAAUGCUAUGGACAACACAGUUCGAGUAUGGGAUGUAAGGCCAUUUGCACCUAAGGAAAGAUGUGUAAAGAUCUUUCAGGGAAACAUGCACAACUUUGAGAAAAAUCUUUUAAGGUGUUCUUGGUCAGCAGAUGGAGGAAAGAUUGCAGCAGGAUCAGCAGACAGGUAUGUUUAUGUAUGGGACACAACAUCAAGAAGAAUCCUUUAUAAACUUCCUGGGCAUGCAGGAUCAGUAAAUGAAGUGGUGUUUCAUCCAGAGGAACCAAUUGUUCUUUCAGCAUCAAGUGAUAAAAGACUGUACAUGGGCGAAAUACAGUAAUGGCUAAAAGAUAUCAAGUUGCAACGUCUUAAGCAAGCCUUAAUUUGGAAGCCUUAUGUUUUGAUAUUUUCCAGACUGUAUUGUAUAUAUUCAGUAAAUUACAAAAAUGGAGAAAACCCAUCAACAGAAACAUUUCAUGGACUUAAACAUGCUGACUGAAUGGAAAUAAAUCUGUUACAUAGAUUAUUCUCAGUCUUGAAUGCAGAAGUUUCUGCCCUGCGCUGUUAAUGGGCAUACUUGAAUCAUUGUGUAUGUGCUUCCAUAAAGAGCUGAUCUGAUUCAUUUCUGCAUUUAUAAGUUAACAGAAUCUACGUGGCCAGUCUUGGUAGCUGGACCUUCCUCUUUGGUGCGUAAAUCCUGGGAUUCAUAUGGAUUCUUAACUGAAAGUAUGUGAACCAUCAACAUGUAGCACAUAAAUUGGGGACUGCUGUUAAGUGAAGUUUUGUAUUUACUCGUCUUCAGAAUGCAUAAUGCAGUCUCUGUAUAGCAUGCAUCUGCAGAGUAAAGCUGGUAACUUAGAAAACUUGUAUCCUUUGAACAUUCUAAGAAUCCUGUGGCCUUUAUUUUAAGUGAUACAUCCAUGAUCUCAUUUCAAAAUUAAAUACUGUUUUACAAACGUAAUACUACAGUUCAUUGCUCUAUAAAUGUCAGAAGUUAAGAAGAAGUGGAAAUGGUUAAGUGUACCAGAUAUCCUUCACCAGAAUAUUUAAAUGUAUAAUGCUUGUUUUAAGGAUACAGGUUCAUUCUUCUGUUUUUUCAGUUCAGUUAUUUAGUGGAAGCGUACUUGAUGUCGUAAAACAAAGUUCUUCCUUUACUACUCCACAGUAAUUAUUAUUUCACAUUUUUCUGCUAUAUCGCCUCCUUUUUUUGUUUUGAACACGUGGAGUAUUACUUCAUUGUCAAAACUGUAUUACAUAUUUUUCUUCGAUAAACUGAUUGGUUUCUACACAGUUUGACUUUACAUGAUAAAUUCUGAUGGAUUAUUGGAAGCGGGGUUUAAUAUUCAGGAGCUUAUGCAUAACACAGUUGUAUGGCAGACAGAAUGAGCUGGCCAAAGCCAGAUGCGAGGAGGAGAAGAGCUUUUGCUUCCUGUAUCCCAUGAAGAUCUUUGUUGGGCAUACUUCAGAGGAUGAUACAAAGGAUUUCUGAAGUUCUUUUGUUUCAGAAAGAUGCACUCGUAUGUUGGGUCUAGUGUCUGGAAAGGGAAGCUGAAUAUUUUUGCAGUGUCCACAUCAGACUUUAGCUUAAACAGUCGUCAGUUAAGCUAUCGGAGUGUUCUAUUUGUCUGCCAGCUUGCACUUAAAUGAGAGUGCUCUGUUGAUGCAUCCUUAUGAUGUCCUUCUACUCAUAUGUUGCAGUAUUCAUAACAUGAGGGAGUCCACCUCUGGCUGACUCAUACGUCCGGCCAGUAUACCAAAGUCUAAAAGUCACUGCAAGGUACGUGCGAUGGCACACAUCACUUAGCAUAUGUCUUCCAUAAACAGACGUUUGGUAUAAAGUGGACGUCAGCACAUACCUACCUCAGAACUUUUCAGCCACUUGUCCGACUACCAGCUCUGGUCGUCGCUUGCCAGAGAACUCAUUUAAGUGCUUCAGAUAAGUACCCCGUAGGGUUUUUUCUUUUCCUUUUGGCUACUGUGUUUUUUUUUUGUUUGUUUAUUUUUUGUGAGUGCCUGUCAGUGGGGAAGGCAGAUUCCACAUAAAGACUCCCACAAUCUUUGCUUAUUUUGCUUAGGCCUAGACCACGAUCACAUGUGCGAUAUCUCUAAGACCCUUGUUCCGAAAAUGCUUCGUAGCCACCUAGUGUCCCUUAGGUUAUAUUUGGAGAAUUAGCUUGAGACAAUGGAACCGACGUCGGGCCCUUCAGAAGAGCCGCAACUCAAGAAGGCCAAGAAGCCUCAGCCUGACCCUACAGCUGCUCCCUCUACUCCUAGCAUCCCUCCCGAUGCUGAUGAAGGCCUGAAGGCUGCUUCAGAAUCUGCAGAGCUGCCUCACUGGGUACCUUGGUAGAAGCCGUUAAGGAAUCUGUAGGCACAUCUUAGAGGUAUUUGCAGGUGUCCGACUCGGGCACCAGGUGGAUCCACAGCACGUUAUCUCUGAAGGCCUGCACGGCAUGAUGCAGAUUGUGGUUCAUGAGGAUGUUCUUAUGUACAUUAUGGAAUGCUGCCCGGUGUCAGGCCCUUCUUCCUUUUAUCACCUAGCUCCUGAGGCUCCAAAGAAGAAGAAACUAAAAACUAAACCUACUUCCCCAUCUGCUCAGGACCAUGCUUCCGAUUAAACGUCUGACUGGCAUGCCUUUACCCAAGGCCUCUUUAAUGCCUUCAUGGCCCUCCACCAGAUGUCAGCCCCUUCUUUUCCAGCACAGGCCCUUUCUCCUUCUACUUCUUUGAAGAGGCCUGUUGAGGAUGUCUCUUCUGAAGAGGAAGAUUCAUCAGAGGAUGAUUUUUUUGCCUAUUCUACUCAAAUUGCCUCUCCUCUAGGUUAUGCCUCCCCAGAGGAGGAAUCUAAUGGUGCGGAUUCCACUGGGGAGGAUAUUUCCUUUAGAGAGACCAUUUUGAAGAUUUCUUUAAGUGGGAUUGCUGCAAAGUUUCUGAGAUUCAAAAGAGGUACUAUGACCUCCUACAGAUUGAAUUCCCUAAUCCUUUAGCCAUCCUUCAAGUCCUACCGGCCUUCUGGAUGCCUUCACUGUCUGCAGCUUCCAAGUGCCAAGAUUCCCAGCCUCUAGCCCCAAGGGCACUGACAGAUUUUACAAGGUGCCUGAGGAUGCCAAGUUCCUUUUUAAGGCACCCUCUGCUGAUCCAGCUACUAUAUCAGUGACAGCAGAUAAAGCUUUCAAACUUUUACCGUCCACCUCCCUGCUUCCCUCUGAUAAGGAAAGCAAGGUUAUGAAGAGGCUGGUGAAAAAAGUGUAUAUGUCUGCAACCGUGGCCUUUAGAGCAAUGAAUUAUCAGACUCAUAUAGCCAAAUAUUCCCUGGCUCUUUUGGUGGAUGCAGUGAAACUCCUGCCAUAGCUUCCAGAUUCUCCCAAUAAAGCCAAGCUUUCCAGCAUUCUUAAUUCCUGCUCCCUGGUUACUAGGCACUCCAUGAAAUGCAGUUAUGAUGCAGUGGAGGCAUCAGCUAAGUCUGCAGCUAUGGGGUCUGUCCUGAGAAGGUAUUCAUGGCUUAGAUUGCAACCCUUAAUGGAUGAUAUCAAAGCUAAGCUCAUGGAUGCCCCUCUGGACAACAAGGCCUUAUUUGGCACUGCAGCUGCAGAGCUUUUUAAAACCCUUCAGGAAAAGGAGAAGGAACUCCAGGAUUUAAAACCGAUAUUUGUCUCUCCUGUUCGCCGCUUCCAGAGAAACUACCCAGCCAAAACCACCUUUGUUAGGAAGGCAACUAAAUCUUUCCCACCAAAAGGUAAAAGGGAUGUUAAGAGGCAGGCUCCUUCUACGUCUGCUUCCUCCACACCCUCUCAGAAACAGCCUUUUCAGGCCAAACCUGGUAAUCUAUUAACUACCAGAUCCCAGAUUCGUUUACCCCCUUUCUCUUCACCUAUCUCUUUCCCUGUCAGCUUGGAAACAGAUAACCCCGGACUCUUGGGUCCUUUCUAUCGUUGACUAAAGUUACUUCAUCAUAUGGGAAACCCAUCCUGUCUUCAAGGGAAUCCCACAAUCCCCACACGACCAAAUGGAAUUCUUCCUACUAGUCCUCUCCUUUCUUCUUUCUCAGGGCACUAUCCAGGAGACGCCACCCAAUCAAAGGGGAAAAGGAUUUUACUCCAGGAUGCUUCUGGUCCCAAGAAAGGAUGGCCCUUGAUGGCCCAUGCUAGACCUGUCCCACAUAAGUUCCUUUCUGGAAGUUCCCACCUUUCACAUGCUGACCUUCCCUACUCUACUCCCUCUGAUUCUUCCCCAGGCCUUCAUGGUGUCACUGGACAUAAAAAAUGACUACCUUCACAUUCCCAUUCACCAAUGGUUUAGGAGAUUCCUUUGCUUUUCUGUGGCUUCCUUUCAUUUUUGUGCUUUGCCGUUUGGUCUGUCUACAGCACUGAUGGUAUUCACAAAAUAUUUAGCCCCUGUUAUAGCCCACUGCAGACUGCAGGGCAUGCAGAUAUUUCCAUACUUGGUCGACCUACUCCUCCAGGCCCCAUCACCAGAAAUACUCCUGGACAAUCUUUCCUACACUAUGUCCCUCCUGAGAGGACUAGGGUUUACCAUCAACCUCCAAAUGUCUUCCCUGACCCCUUUCCAGCAUCAUGUCUUCCUGGGGUGCAGGAUCCUGACAAGUUGAAUGAUAGCUUGCUUAUCCCCAGAAAAGAUCCUGUCCCUCACGUCAUAUUUCCAGGGCCUAAUACCACCUCAGUCCUUGACCACCAGGGAGUUCCUGUGCCUCCUGGGGUUCAUGGCCUCAACUGUUCCAGUGCUUCCCUUUGCCAGGCUAUGCAUCAGGAAUUUUCAGUGGUUCCUAAGAAAAGUUUGGAAGCAUCACUCUCAUCCACUGAAAUUUGUUGUUCCCCUACCCUGUUUGACAAGGAAUUUAGAGUGGUGGAUUUCACAGGUCACCUGAAAUCUAGGCCUACCCCUUCAACCACUCCCACACACCCAGGAUCUGUACAUGUAUACAUCAGACACAGGAUUGGAUGCAACUCUAGGAAACUGGAAGGUGAGGGAUGUGUGCACCCCUCCAUAGACAAAAGAGCAUAUCAACAUAAAAGAAGUAAGAGCUUUGAUCUUUGUCCUAAAAAUCUUCAAGUGCAGGAUUUCACCAGGGGUCCUAAGGUGGUUCACAGACAAUAGCACAGUCCUCUGGUACAUCAACAAGCAGGUCGGGACAAAGUCAUAUAUCCUCAGACUGGCAUUGUACACCUGGGAGACAGCCCAGCCCAGCAGAGCUGUUUAAAUUCCCUCAGCUCAGAAUGGGAUAGACUCUCUAAACAGGUCCAUGACUCAAUCCCAUGAGUGGAUGUUGAACAGGGAUGUAUUUCUGGACCUUGUCCAUCAGUGGGGUAUCCCUCAGAUCUUUUCGCCUCCCCCAUGUUGGGAGGAUGGCCUAAUGGUUAAGGUGUUUGCCUUAUGAACACAAGAUGCAGGGUUUGAGUCUCACAUGGGAUAAUUGGCUAGGCUUACAAUGGCUCGCAAGGGCAGUUAGCCUAGUAUGAACCUAUGAACAUAACUAUGAACAGACAACUUCCCAAGUAUUGUGCCAGGAUUCCACAUCCUGGGGCAUGGAAGGUGAACAAUCUGUCCUUUCCAUGGAAGGGGAUGUUUCUGUAUGCAUUCCCCUCCUUCCAAAGAGUCUUCUGAAAAUUCAGUGAGAAUGACAAAAAAAUCUUGCUGGUGACCCCCUUUUGGCCAAGACAGCAUUGGUUCCCCUUUCUACGUUUAGCCAAGGGUAGUCACCUCAAGUUACCCCUAAGGACGGACUUACACAGGAGAAGGGAACUUUAGUACAUCCACAAAUGUCGACCCUAAACUUGACUCUGGAUGAUAGGGCUUUGAUUCUCUUUAGACACCUUUGCACUGAGGAUGUGCUACAAGUUAUUCAGGGAGCCAGAAAAACCACUACUAUGAAAUCCUAUCCAAAUGAAAGAGGUUGUCCUUUUGGUGUCUUAAAAACAUUUGCAACCACUAUCUGUAGAGGUGCAUUGGUUUUGUUUUACCUGUGUGAAUUAAUGAAGAAUGGCUUGUCAUAUUCCUCAGUCAAGGCACAUCUUUCUGCCAUUUCAGCAUGCUUACCUAUGCCCCCUCCCUUGGCUUCCAGGUUGUAAGUCAAACUCUUCCUAAAAGAUAUCCUUCACAUUAGACCACCAAGGAAGCCAAUGCCUUCUCCUUGGAAUCUCAAUUUUGUCCUGGUAAAACUUACCCUAGCCCCCUUUCGAACCAGCAAUGUCUUCCUCACUGCAGCACUGCACAUGGAAAACAGUUCUCUUAGUAGCUAUUACCUCUGCCAGAAGGGUGUCUGAGCUGCAAGCCCUCAAGGCCUCUUCUCCCUUCACUGUCUUUCAUAGGAACAGGAUUUCUUUUCGGACUAACCCAUCUUUCAUGCCCAAGGUGGUAAAUGAGUUAUCUCUGAAUCAGGCUAUCAAUCUCACUACCCCUUUUCCCCAAUCCCCCAGUAAGAGGAUUCUCCACACCUUGGACGUUCACAGACAACUCGGAUGGUAUUUGAGCAAAACCCAGCCCUUACACAAGUCUGACAAAUUGUUUGUCUCCUAUCACCCAAGGGCUCUGGGCCAGCCUGUUUUCAAGCAAGCUAUUUCUUCUUGGAUCUCUAGAGCCAUUUCUUUCUGCUACUCAGCCAGUGGAAAGGAUCUGUCUUCCCCAUAAGGGCACACUCUACUAGGGCUGUGUCCUCUUCUGGAGCCUUCCUUAAAGGAUUGUAUACAGCUUCUAUCCUGGAGGCAGCUACCUGGUCCUCUCUUCAUUCCUUCACAGAACACUACAAAUUGGAUGUUAUUUCCAAGUUUUCCAGGUCCAAAGCAGGGUUUGCCAGAGCUAUUCUCCAUGGCUUUGUGAAAAAUAUUUCUGCUUCUCCUCCCAAUUCCUCCUCUAAAUGUGCCUUGGCAUUCUCCCUCAUCUUAUGAAUACUGCAACAUAUGAAUAGAAGGACAUGGAAUAGUUGUGUAAAAGCUUACCAUAACUAUAGAUGUCCCUCUCUUCUCUUCUAUAUCCUGCAGUAUUGCUUCCACCCCUGCCUUCCCCCUGAUGCUUGCCUGAUACCAGGUUACAUGUUGCUUACUUUUAUCGGCUGGUGCUUUGCAGCAUUAGUUCUGAGGUAGGUACGUGCUGAUGCCAGCUUUAUACCGAACAUCUGUUUAUGGCCGACGUACGCUAAGUGAUGUGCGCCGUCACACAUACCUUGCCGUGGCUUUUAGACUUUGGUAUACUGGCCAGUUGUACGAGUCAGCUGAAGGGGACUCCCUCAUAUUAUGAAUAUUGCAGCAUAUAGAAGAGAAUGACAUCUGUGGUUAUGGUAAUAUUUUACACAACUAUUCUUUCUUCAGAAUUACUACAUAUUCCUUACUGAUAUGUCAUGCAAAUGGCCUUUGAAGACCGUCAAAACUUUGCUUUUAACAUUCUAAGUUAUGAGGCUUGUUAUGUGUUCUUUAUUGACCACUCUAAAAUUUUAUUUUUUAUUGCAGUUGUCCAAAUAAUGACUGAGGUUAUCUUAGUUUCAGUCACCUUACUUCUGUACCUCUUUCAAGUCCGUAAACUCUGAACAUAGAGAAACAGAUUAGGGCUUGUGGUUGGUUCAUUGCUGUGUAUGAAUGACACCCUGGUUAGUAUAUACCCUGAAGCUUUGGUACAAGCACCCUGGUUCAUAUACGACAAGAAGGCUCCGAAGAUACCACUGGUGUCCAGAAGUCCGAAUGAGAAGGGAGUCUGCUAUAUCCAGAAUGAGGGAAGUAGAUCUGCAGAAGUCAGGCCCUUCGUGAGCCUUCCUGCCGGCAUGAAUCCCAAAAGUCAAGACUGCAGUAGUGAAUAAACAAGAAUAUCUACAGUUAUAUUACAUUCCUAACACAUCUGUAAUUUCUAGCCUCUUGAGAACAAGAAAGAACUGAAUGUGGUGUGUAUGUGGAUGCCCUCCUUUCUACUAGGGCAUGCCAGCAUCCAAAAAGAAGAUGGCAUUCAUCCUACCUAAGUAGAGAAGGAUGUUCGGCAUUGAGAAUUUGGGCCAUUUUCCAGGUUCAGUCUGGGGUGGAGAUCCAUACAUUAUUGCAACAGUGAACACACUUGAAAAUUUGCUUUUCAGCUUUUUACAAAUCUUCAGUGUUUCAUGAAAUAUACAUCAAAUUGAAUGUGCAAACAUAUCAGUUCAUGUCAUCCUUUAAUUUAUUAAUGCAAACAUGCAUAUGUACUAGUUUUAUAACUUUUCACAAAUAGUAUCUUUUGAAAUAUGAAUCACAUUGACUGAAUGUGCAAGCACAUUAAUUCAUGUCAUCUUGCAUGUACCCCAUUGCUCCCUAAUGACAAGGCACCAUUCUUGAAGUAUUAGUAUUAAUAUGCGUAUAUUGCAGUUAUCCUUAACUGCAGAAAUAAGGCUGUAUAGUUCAGAAUAUGUACUUGUAACACAGCUCAUUUAUGUGUCAUUUUUUUUACCUGUCGUCCUGUCCAUGUAUUGAUGCAUAUGUAUUUGCUGGUAUGUCCAUUAAUACAUUAUUAAUGCAAGCAUGCCAAAUGACCGCAUUUUUCCAUAACUUUUCAGAAAUAGUCUUCAGUGCCUUAUUGGAUCUUAUAUCUGAUUUUGACUAUGCACCGUGCUUCCUAAUGCAGAGGAUGCCAUUUUUUUGAUAUGUGACUAAUCUCUGCUUUAUGGACAUAUAAAAUUGUUUAGCUUGGGUCAUGUGACUGUUAUCCAGCUCUUUUUUUGCUGUUUGUAUCACCAGCCUCUGCAUAGGUGCAUACUUAGUGUUGCUGCCAAGUCUGUUACAAUGUAAUGUACUGAGACUUGUCAAAUAUGGUAUAUUUUCCAUUCACAAGAAAUCUUCUGUAAUUUUAUAGUACAUGCAUCUUAUUUUGACUGUGUACACACAGUAUUUCAUGUCAGCUUACAGAGGAGACACCUUGCUCCCUAAUGCCUAGGCUGCCAGUCUUGAAAUUCUAUCAUGCAAAUGCUGCUAAUAUUCAUCACUCAGUAAUAAAUCUGUAUAGCUCAGUGUGUGUGCCUGUUACCCAGCACCAUUUUAUGCAUUUUUUGCUACCAUCCUUUGUGUACAGGAAUGCAUGCAUACUAUGUUGCUGCCAAGUCAGUUAAUGUAUUAUUAAUGUAGACCUGCAGACACAGUACAGCAUAUAUUCACGAUUAAUCUUCAUCAUCUCAUCAGAUAUACAACUCAUUAACUUUUUCACUCUACAUCUUGCCUCUUAAUAUUGACUGCCACUCUUGAAAUGUUAGCAUUAAUAUGCAAAUAUUGCUAAUAUCCAUAACUGCAGAGAGAACGAUGUUUAGUUAAGAAGGCUAUUACAUUACCAGUCUCCUAUGUACUGCAGUAGCAACACUGAAUUUUGUACAUCUGCUGUUUUGGUAAAUAUGUUAUAUUUAUGUAUGGGAACGUUUAAUGUCCAAUGCUAUUUCACAGCUGUUUUCAUUGAUAUGGAAUAAUAUGGAAAAUAUCUGUGUACCAGUGCCAUCUCACAAAACCCCAGUAAAGCUAAAGCUGUGUUAUUUGGCAGCUAAUAUUUUUUCAGAAGAUUGCUAAUUUAAAUGCCCACUAAUUGCAAUAGAUGGAACUGAGGCAGACGUUAAAGCUGAACCGCUGUUCCUAAGCUAACAUAUGCAAGUUGAUUACUUUUAAGAUCAUGUGGUAAAUGGUCCAGCUGACUGGGUAAAUAAGAGGCACCUUCCACACCAAAUAAACUUUACACUAUACAAAUGCA
Protopterus annectens (West African lungfish) is the source of this 10681-nucleotide messenger RNA. It is a transcript of the gene SNRNP40, whose product is annotated as small nuclear ribonucleoprotein U5 subunit 40. Gene Ontology annotation, molecular function: RNA binding; protein binding. The coding region runs from base 270 to 1325 and encodes 351 amino acids. Gene Ontology annotation, cellular component: catalytic step 2 spliceosome. Lineage: Eukaryota; Metazoa; Chordata; Ceratodontiformes; Protopteridae. The transcript has 10 exons. The record is from RefSeq and is a predicted model, not a curated record.